This is a messenger RNA of Babesia bigemina, 2979 nucleotides long. RefSeq lists its product as hypothetical. Lineage: Eukaryota; Apicomplexa; Aconoidasida; Piroplasmida; Babesiidae. The record is from RefSeq and is a predicted model, not a curated record. Bases 1 to 2979 code for a protein of 992 amino acids. The transcript is spliced from 2 exons.
AUGGCCUCGCACUCUAUUAGCAGUAUAAAAAAUAAUUUUAUAUAUGUUAAAGAGAUUUGCGACAACUUCGCACAGAAUCUUGCUAAGGAGAUAAACGACUCCGAUAUCUAUGCCUUUAGCAACGACAUAGUCGAGAAGAUCGAAAACGACAGGCAACUGUUAAAACAAGGAAUUGGUGAAAUCCAUAAUCCGUUUUAUCUAAAACCUGCACUUCACGCUGUCCUCAGCCAACUCAUAGGCCAGGUGCGUGGUGCGGCAAAUAAGAUCGAUAAAAUAAUUCAGCAGUGCAAUAUUGCAUACGUAGACAGUGCUUACAAUAAGGCAAAAGAACUAGUAGAGAAACUUGAAAAAGCGCUUAAACUAGGUACCCAUGCCGUCGACUCCGCGAUCGACGGGGUGACGAAGACGCUUGAUGCGGAGAUCGGGAAUGAUGAGGUAUCCAAGCAGACAAUCACCUCAUUACCGACACAGAAGUUUACGAACUACAGAAGUUUUGUAGGACAAGAUAAUUUGUCUAGCAUCACGCACGAGAACCUUGACCAGCUAGCAGGCUCCCUCCCCGCGGCGAUCGGUGAUAUUGAGCGGCAGGUGACGACUAAGCUCACAGCCGGCAAUCUCAAAUUUGAAAUAAGUGACGGCCAAACUUUCCAAUCCCCCUUCUCCACCAUCGAGCAACAACUCAACAAAAUCGCCGGGCUGGUUGACAGCAGCAAAAAUACUGGCAGCUCAAGUGAGGGCAUCCAACAAUACUUAGGUGCGCUUGAUGAAAUGCUCACCGGUAAAGGUGCCGUAAACAUCAGUGCGAAAGACGUAAAUCCGAACGCUGUCCAAGGACUCGAGAAGAUCAAAAAUGAUAUUGGCCUGCUGCAAACCAAGAACAUUGAGAAUGUGAAACACAACCUCAAUGAGCUCUGCGCAGCGGUGAGAUGGGCAGCCAACGAGGUCAACUGGUUUUUGAGGGAGAUGAAAAAAGGGCAGAUUGAUGAGAAACUGGUAGGGAUCAGGAAACAAAUCGACGACCUACGUGUCAAGGAGAUACAGGGUACCAUAACCCUAUGCACUGACUUUCUUCAAAAAGCCACUGAAUCAGGACAAGUUACAAUCAAGGCACUUGAAAAAUAUGUCGAUGAACAAGUUGCCGACGCCAUUAAAACUAUCACCACCCAAGCUAAAAAGCACUACGUCUCCACCCUCAAGACUGAGCUGCAACACUUCACCGCCAGAGUUCAAGGCCACUUGACUGGACUGACGACGCUCAUUGACAAAGACCUGGUCCAGGGUUACAAGGGGCUCAUGAAGACUGUGCAGGGCGUUAAGUUUAUUGUUAAACUGAAGGAGACGUCGGAGUUUGAGACGUCGGCAGACACUGCUCUCUUCACUAAACUACAAACAGCUGUACCUCUGCCACCCGGGCAAGAGAAGCCAACCAAGGAAAAUUUCAAGGCCUUAGUAGAUGCCUUCGAGCAUUACUUUAAUAACAUCCACGGCUAUGUGAAAAACGAAAUAAAGAGACUCAACGAACAGCAUGAGCAGACACUCAAUUACAAGCCGACACACGCCGAAUCUGAAUACAAUAAAAAAGUUAACGCAUCCAGACUAGACGGCGUACACAACGAACUCACCAAAAUUAUAUACCAGCUUAAGGUGGGCAUGAGGUACGAUCGUUAUCUACCCGGCCUGCUUGACGGGCUGAGCGAAGCGCUUGAUGGCCUGAGACCAGAAUGCUAUGCGCUGCCGUCAACUCCUCUGCUGGACUGCAUCGGAAGUGGGCUUCGGGGCUUCGUUGGCGAACUACGCAUGGCAUAUAUCUCGGUAUAUGAUUGUGCUGCGUAUGAUUUCAAUUGGGAUGCUGACGGUCGGAAGUGCGCGAAGGUAUGCCUCACUAUAAUCCCGGUGCUGUUUAAUGAACUUUAUCCGUUGUUCUAUCAUUGCUGCAACGGAUGGAAGACUUACAGAAUUGAGGGUAGAGAUAAUAAAAAUGAAUUGAGAGAUUAUUUACAGAAUCAGGGUUACGCGAUUGACAAUCUCAAAAAAGACCAUGCCGGCAGAGAAGUGGCUGUGUGUUGCAAUGUCGGUUUUAAGGAACGCAACGAAUUUGAUAAAGAUGCGCAUGACUUCGAAUCUUUGGACAAAUACAUUACACAUUAUGAAGGUAAAGGCGUUGUGUCUAAACUAUUCACCCACCUAAACGACUAUUACAAAGUCUGUCACUUAUCAACUUCUUCUGCCACCAGGAAUCCCUCUUCUGUGUAUGAUAUGCUCCAGUGGCUCUGCGGUCUCUCUUACAAUGUCGUAUACCACGAUUUAUCAUUUGACGGCUUCAGUGGUUUAUUCGAGAAACCUGAAGAGCCGGAAUACGAGGAGGGUGGCGUCUCAUUUGGGGAUGAAGAUGAGGACACUUUGUCAGCCUAUCCGCGAAACAUUACAGCAUCCGACAUGAGAGACACGCUAACAGAAGUUUGCCAUUAUUCGCACGAUGUUCUCGUAGGUCUUAUUGGCCAUGGACACGCGGACGGAAUAUAUGCGGUGGACUUCAACACCAAUUCUCAAGGGUUCUCGUAUCCCUCUCGCUACGGCCAAUGCAUUGAUAUGCUGGUAGACAUCUUGCAUCGUCUUUACCAACAGCUCUACUUCGUAUAUUGCCAAUGCUGCAACGACGAAAUCUGUUCCGGGUGGCGGGGUUGUUUGUAUGGCAAUGCAAUCGGUGGGUCAGAUUGGAAGUGCAACUCAAAGCAAUGCGCUGACCAAAAGUGUAACCAAAAGGUCAACCAAACGUGUGAGUUACACCCUAAGUGCGGUGUAAAAUCUCCGUUACAGUCAUACUUAGAGGAUGGUUUGCCGGGUUUUCUACCACACUCAUUUAAGAAACCAGGUUGUAAACUAGAAUGCACUGUGUCCAACCAUCGCGGCAUACCGUGUAAGACGCCAAUGGGCUUUACAGAUAUAAGCACUAUGGCAUCGCAUACUCAGACACGGUGA